UUGGGUCGAGGACAUUUUCCUGAAAAUGCUCUGAGCCUCAUAGAUGCACUUAACUGAGGAGUUUCUCCACUUCUCACGAUAUGUUCUACUACCACCUUUUGGACUUCAGGCGGGGAGCUGAUGCAGGUGUCAUGGAUGUAACCUCUGAUGAUGGCUCCGACAACACCUCAGGCGUGAACGCCAUGCUGAGGAAGGUGGCCGGGGCGGCUGCUGCCAAGCCUCACGUGGAGAUCCGCCAAGACGGAGAGCAGUUCUACAUCAAGACCUCCACUUCAGUGCGUACCACGGAGAUCAACUUCCACAUCGGUAAAGAGUUUGACGAAGAGACCGUGGAUGGCAGGAAGUGUAAGAGUUUGGCCACUUGGGAGACAGAGAACAAGAUUUACUGCAAGCAGACGCUGGUGGAUGGUGAUGGGCCCAAGACGUACUGGUCCAGGGAGCUGCAGGGGGAUGAACUCAUACUGUUUUUUCUCACAGACGUUCGGAGCAGACGAUGUGGUGUGCACAAGGAUCUAUGUGCGGGAAUGAUGAGUAGACAUCAUCGGCCAGUCACAAUGCACCAUGACGAGCUCCGACACCCCAAUGAGUCCAAAUCCUCCCCCAACGUCAAGCAACAGUCCUUCAGUGUACUGUGAUGUGGGAUCUGAGCAACAUGUCCAUUCAUCUCAAGCUUCUCUGCAUUGGCCAGUUCUGCAUGUCCACUUGCGUCCUAAUUGUGGUUCUGUGCUAAACUUCUAUCCAGUUUUAAACUUCCUCUGUCCAGGCUUUCACUAUUUUUUAGAUGUGCAUUUUAGUGGUAUUGCAUACGCAGAAAUAACAGGAAUAAAACUGAAACCCAG
This is a messenger RNA of Ictalurus punctatus (channel catfish), 839 nucleotides long. It is a transcript of the gene crabp1a, whose product is annotated as cellular retinoic acid binding protein 1a. The coding region runs from base 81 to 635 and encodes 184 amino acids. NCBI's taxonomy places the organism in Eukaryota, Metazoa, Chordata, Actinopteri, Siluriformes, Ictaluridae. Gene Ontology annotation, molecular function: fatty acid binding. The transcript has 5 exons. Gene Ontology annotation, cellular component: cytosol; nucleus. Gene Ontology annotation, biological process: fatty acid transport. The record is from RefSeq and is a predicted model, not a curated record.